AGGGUCUGCUACAGGCUGCAGCCGGACACUUGUCCAGCUUUCUAGAAACACCUGGAGGAGUCUGCAGCUUAUCUGAAACUCUCAUCUCCUGCCUAUCACAGCUGGGGGAGCUUUGGCUUAAAUAAACGCGGGUCGAGCUGGAGUAGUAGCCAGAAAACGAUUCAGCUUUUUUUUCUGUAAAGCCUGGACACAAAAAAAAAGAGCCGCCAUGGUUAAGUGGACUGACGAGGAGCGCAAAGUCAUCAACAACAUCUUUUCCAACCUGGACUAUGAUGACAUCGGCCCCAAGGCUCUGCGCAGGUGUCUGGUCGUUUACCCAUGGACCCAGAGGCACUUCAGCUCCUUCGGUGACCUCUCCUCUCCCGCUGCCAUCAUGAAAAACGCAAAAGUGGCAGCCCACGGCGUCAAGGUGCUGCACGGUCUGGACCGGGCUCUGAAGAACAUGGACAACAUCAAGGCCACUUAUACCGAGCUGAGCAUCCUGCACUCGGAGAAGCUGCACGUGGACCCCGACAACUUCAGGGUGCUGGCUGACUGCCUGACCAUUACCAUCGCCGCCAAAAUGGGAGAUUCCUUUACAGCGGCAACGCAGGCCAUCUUCCAGAAGUUCCUGUGCGUGGUGGUGUCCGCUCUGGGAAGGCAGUACCACUAAACCCAGCAGCUUCCGUAUACCUGGAUACCAUGAAGGAGAUCUGACGUCUGUUCACCUGUCUCCUCAAUAAAGAAACAAGUCAAACUGA
This is a messenger RNA of Perca flavescens (yellow perch), 740 nucleotides long. RefSeq names its product hemoglobin subunit beta-1. NCBI's taxonomy places the organism in Eukaryota, Metazoa, Chordata, Actinopteri, Perciformes, Percidae. The record is from RefSeq and is a predicted model, not a curated record. Gene Ontology annotation, molecular function: oxygen binding; oxygen carrier activity; peroxidase activity. Gene Ontology annotation, cellular component: haptoglobin-hemoglobin complex; hemoglobin complex; blood microparticle. Bases 209 to 652 code for a protein of 147 amino acids. The transcript has 3 exons. Gene Ontology annotation, biological process: hydrogen peroxide catabolic process; oxygen transport.